Molecule: messenger RNA, 1711 nt
Organism: Xiphias gladius (swordfish)
Lineage: Eukaryota; Metazoa; Chordata; Actinopteri; Istiophoriformes; Xiphiidae
Gene: mnx2b
Product: motor neuron and pancreas homeobox 2b
Exons: 3
Coding region: 365-1375 (336 amino acids)
Biological process (GO): regulation of DNA-templated transcription
Molecular function (GO): DNA binding; DNA-binding transcription factor activity, RNA polymerase II-specific
Source: RefSeq, a predicted model, not a curated record
CGAGGUUAGUAUUAAACAGCGGGAGGGACGCGAUGAUGCAGAGCGGCAUGUGCGGGUACAAUUCGAGUAAACGGGUGAAGGGGCGCGCAUGAAAGCGCCGAUCAUUUAGAGUCGGUCCCUCGAGAAAUAAGUUUCUCUAAAAGCAUCAGUCCUUUCAAGUUGAUCAUGCCUAUUUCUGAGCAGCGUCUAGCUUGAGCUGAUCCCUCCAGCCUGAACUUUUAUGAAAGGAUAAGGAGAACAUAUGAGCCUGUGACUGGAAGAGGCUCUGCUGUCUGCGCACAGACGCACGGCACAGGUGCGCGCCCGCCACGCUUGGCACGCUUGUUUCUUUAGGACUCUGCGGUCCUCCCUGAUCCGCGCCGUCAUGGAGAAAUCGAAAAACUUCAGAAUCGACGCCCUGCUCGCCGAUGAGAGCAACCGGGGGAGCCGAGACCUCUCCCCGGGUCUGAGCAGCGACAGCCCCGCCGGCAGCCCGGUCUCCUGCCGCCGCGCCGACAGCCCGUCUCCUCGGGCCUCACAGCUUCAGACCGGGAUAAUCCCGAAACCGGGUGUGCUAAAUCUCCCGCAUCCAGGACUCGCUGCACUUCCUCAGGGGGCGAUUCCCGGCAUGUAUCCCGCACCCAUGUACCCAUUAUCGGCGUUGGGUGGCCAGCACCCCGCAUUCGCAUACACCGGUUUCACACAGCUAACCCAGACCUACCCAGAGCACCUAAAGGCAGCUGCCAUGGCGGGAUCUCUGCCCCUGGAGCACUGGAUCCGCGCUGGGAUCAUGAUGCCACGGCUGCCAGAUUACACCUCGGGCCCUCAGUCCGGUCUGUUGGGGAAGUGCCGGAGGCCCCGCACGGCCUUCACCAGUCAGCAGCUCCUGGAGCUGGAGAACCAGUUCAAACUCAACAAGUACCUGUCCAGACCCAAACGCUUUGAAGUGGCCACCUCACUCAUGCUGACUGAAACACAGGUCAAGAUCUGGUUCCAAAAUCGGAGGAUGAAGUGGAAGCGCAGCCGGAAGGCGAAGGAGCAGGCCAACGCGUCAGCCCAGUCCGAGCCAGAUCGACUACGCAGCGGAGGAAAAACAGCCACUGACAAAACCGAUGAGAGCAGACGAGCUGUGAAUCCGGAUGAUGGAGGGAUAGAUCUUGACAUGGAGGAUGGAGAGGAGGAGGACGAGGACGAGGAGGAGGAGGAGGAAGAAGAGGAGGAAGCCCGGCAUGGUUUUCCUGUUACAAUCGGUAACGUUGUUGGGAUGCCACAAUCCACAGACUUCUUGCGGCGCGGCACUAACGUUGGCUACAAUCCCCACAGCCCUUUUUCCGAUGAGGAGCUGGAGGGGGUGCAAGUAGGAGGAGGUGACAGGAAGAUUGGGGCGGGACUGUGAGAAGACACCCCGAAAACGCUGGUUUGGUUUCCUGAGUGUUACAGAGACAUUACACUGGGACAUGUCUGUGUUUGUGGAUACUAAAGAAGACAAAUUUCUAAGCCUAAAGAUCUUUGUCUGGUCUGCUCUGUGAAUGUUUAUGUGUUCCACUCAGGACAGUUGCUGGAAUAGCUAGUUAUUCACACAGCUACCAAAGGAUUAUGACACAAAUAUACUGUAUAAACUGUCUGUGAAUAAAAACCAUCUCUAAGUACUGUACAUUUCAUAGCAUGCUGGGGAAAGAAAAUGAUAAUUUCCUCCCUAAAUGUAGCUGUUUCCAUGAGUAUCUGCCGAUCA